This is a messenger RNA of Aricia agestis (brown argus), 1235 nucleotides long. It is a transcript of the gene MRG15, whose product is annotated as mortality factor 4-like protein 1. Gene Ontology annotation, cellular component: nucleus; NuA4 histone acetyltransferase complex. Lineage: Eukaryota; Metazoa; Arthropoda; Insecta; Lepidoptera; Lycaenidae. The coding region runs from base 63 to 1079 and encodes 338 amino acids. The record is from RefSeq and is a predicted model, not a curated record. The transcript is spliced from 6 exons. Gene Ontology annotation, biological process: regulation of DNA-templated transcription; chromatin organization.
AGUUUGUUAUGUCGGCUGGGCUAGAGGAUGCAAAGUAAAUAAAAAGCGAAAAUACAGGAAAUAUGGCACCGAAACUGAAAUUUGCUGAAGGGGAGAAAGUGUUAUGCUUCCAUGGCCCGCUCAUUUACGAGGCAAAAUGCUUGAAAAGUUCUGUUACUAAAGAUAAACAUGUGAGAUACCUGAUACACUACGCCGGAUGGAACAAAAACUGGGAUGAGUGGGUGCCGGAGAGCAGAGUCCUCAAAUACAACGAAGCUAAUGUUCAAAGACAGAAGGAAGUACAGAGAGCACACUCAGCACAACCAGUCAAAACUAAAAAGACUCCAGCUAAGGGCCGGAAGUCGGAAGCAGCCAGCUCCACUCCAGCUAGGGAAGAAUCCAGAGCAUCUACACCUGCAGGUAAAGAUAAGGACAAAGAGGCUGAUGCGACACCAACAACCACCACUAAAGCCACCAAAACACAAAGUAAAGACACACCAGCAGACUCAGGGUCAGAUCAGCCUAAGAAAAAGCGCGGCCGGCUAGACAUCUCUAUUGAAUCUGAAGAACAGUACCUCGCCAAAGUUGAAGUAAAAAUCAAAAUACCCGAGGAGUUGAAAGUGUGGCUUGUAGAUGACUGGGACGUUAUCACGAGGCAGCAAAAACUAGCUUUACUACCCGCUAAGAUCACAGUGUCACAGAUAGUUGACAACUACCUUGCCUCCAAGAAGUCGAGUAAACAGCACAACCAGGCAAAGGAAUCUGUACUAGUUGAUAUAACUGAAGGCAUUAAAGAGUACUUUAAUGCGACAUUGGGUUCACAAUUAUUAUAUAAGUUCGAAAGACCGCAGUACAGUGAGAUUUUACAAGAAUACCCUGACACACCAAUGUCUCAGAUAUACGGAUCUAUACAUUUGCUAAGGCUGUUUGCGAAAAUGGGUCCAAUGUUGGCAUAUACAGCGUUGGACGAGAAAUCCUUACAACACGUACUAACGCACAUACAAGAUUUUCUAAAGUAUAUGGUGACGAAUCGUUCUACGCUGUUUAACUUGCAAGAUUAUGGUAACGCUACCCCCGAAUAUCACAGAAAGGUUCAAUAGUAUUAGGCUUUUGCGAUUCAGAGGUAAACAAUGUGUUAAAGCCUAAAAUUUCAGCCUUUUCUUAAUCAUUUUAGACAACAGUAUGGUUAUUUCUACAUAAAUAAAAAUGAACUUUCAAUUUUGUUAGUCAUGCUAAAAUUCGAAAACGGCUGAACC